AUGGCGAACGCGUCUAGCUACGACGACAGUGUAAAAUGUUACACUCGAUACGAGCUAGCUCUAACUAGUGAGGAUAAAAAAUAUGCAGCGACAUAUUUGAACGAGACCGAUGAGAUUAGAGAGAGCGCCGUCGCGGAAAUCAAACGCUGGAUUGAGGAAAACGAUGAUUUGCCUGCUCGAAUGGAUGAUUUCCUUAUCUUGCGAUUUUUGAGAGUCGCUAAAUUUGAUGUCGAGAAAUCUAAAGUCAGAAUACGAAACUAUUUCAAGCAGCGAUCCGACUUACCAGACUGGCAUAUGAAUAUAGAUCCAUUUCGACCGGAAUUGCAAGAGAUACUUGAUUUGGGUUAUUUUUUGCCUCUACGGAAGCCGGAUAAUCAAGGAAGGUUAGUUUUUAUUACACAAGGCACACGUCAUGAUCCGAAAAUACACAAAAUACCAGACUUAUUUAAGGUCACCACGAUAGUGACGGAAGUAGCGGUGAAGUAUUAUCCCGCUGUAUCCGUGUAUGGUUAUACAAUAUUUGUAGAUAUGUCUAAUCCAACUUUCGGACAUAUUGCUCAAUUUCGACCAAACAUAUUAAUGAAUUGUAUCCAUUCCUGGCAGAGUUGCUUUCCAACGAGGGUCCGAUCAAUUAACAUCAUCAAUGUACCAGUAAUUUUAGAUGUUAUUGUGAAAAUUGCAAAAUCUUUCAUGACGGAAAAGUUAAAAAACAGAUUUCACGUCUACUCGCACAAAACAAUGCAGAACUGUUUCAAGGAUAUUCCAACUAGCAUCUUACCCGUUGAGUAUGGUGGCACUGACGGUACAAUUAAAGAAUUAACAGAAUAUUGGAAGAAAUUGGUCGAGGAAAAUCGCGACUGGCUUAUAAAUCAGGAGAAUGACAAAAUUAUCGUUUCGAAGUAAAAGAUUUAAUAUCGACAGAGAAUGUUUGUUCUUAUUGU
This is a messenger RNA of Cyphomyrmex costatus, 941 nucleotides long. RefSeq names its product alpha-tocopherol transfer protein. The transcript has 5 exons. The record is from RefSeq and is a predicted model, not a curated record. The coding region runs from base 1 to 903 and encodes 300 amino acids. NCBI's taxonomy places the organism in Eukaryota, Metazoa, Arthropoda, Insecta, Hymenoptera, Formicidae. Gene Ontology annotation, cellular component: membrane. Gene Ontology annotation, molecular function: phosphatidylinositol bisphosphate binding.